AUGACCUUGUGUAGGUCAGCCUUGGCCGUUGCGGCUGCGGCUCUUGUCUCGAUCACCCAGGCAUGGAACAUUGAGCUACCUCCCUGCAUUGAGCCUUUCAAGCCCUUUGUUUACUCUGGCUGUUUCCAAGAUGGCAACCCCAACGCUCUCGUUUUCCGGUCCAGCCUGGACCAGCAGGAUAUGACGGUUGAGAAGUGUAUUGCUGACUGCAAGGGCAAUGGCUUCCGAUAUGCUGGUCUUGAGUACUACGGCGUUUGUUUCUGCGGUGCUACCGUCAACGGCGCUCAGCUCGAUGAGUCCAAAUGCUCGUUCCCCUGCAGCGGGAACAAGACCGAGACCUGUGGUGGCGACAACACUCUUUCAGUCUGGCAGGAUCCUACCUUUCCCAAGAGCCCCAGCGACGUCACUGUCGAUGACUACAAGUCUCUCGGUUGCUACACCGACGAUUCUCCCAAGGGCCGCACUCUCUCCUAUCCCAUUGACCUUGAUGCCUCUACCUUCACCACCAAGAAGUGCCUGGCGGCGUGCGAGAAGCAAGGCUUCCCCUUUGCUGGUGUCGAGUUUGGCAAGGAGUGUUGGUGCGGUGUUGUCCUGGCCAACGACACUGCCAAGGCUGAUACCUCUCAGUGCAAUAUGCCUUGCCAGGGCGACUCUUCCGACACCUGCGGUGGACGCGGUCGACUAAACUUGUGGGUUGCCAAGGAUCUUGAGUCUCUUGAGCCUUGUGGCCACAAGCCUGGUACAACUACCACGUCUCUGCCUCCCAGCAAUACGACUACAACGAAGCCUGUUGAUACAACCACUACCAAGUCCGAGACUACUACAACUACCAAGCCUGAGACUACUUCAACUACACAGCCUGAGACUACUACAACUACAAAGCCCGAGACUACCACAACCACCAAGCCUCAGACUACUACCACAAAGCCUGAGACCACCACCACAACGCCCCAGACUACCACCACCACCAAGCCCCAGACUACAACAACUACCAAGCCCCAGACUACUACCAAGCCAACUACUACCACCAAGGAUAUACCUCACACCACCACCAACCUUUGCACUGCUACGGUAACUCUCCCUCCCAAGUGCGAGUGGCAGUGUGGCAGCUGGUGUGCUCCUCCUCUCCCCCAUUGGGGUGAUAAGAACGGCUGUAUCAUUGCCCAGAAGACCUGCCACAAGCAGGUUUCCUCAUGCUUCAAGAACGCAGGCUGGCCCGGCUCUAUCGAAUGCUUCAAAUUCAAGGCCUGGUGCGGAUUCAUCGACGCCUACUGCGCAUCCUGGUGCCCUUCCGACAGCUGCGGCAAAUGGGACUGCUGGGACAAGCAUCACGGCGGCGGCGGCAAGCCUCCCAGCAAUCCCCCUACCACCACGACAUCUGUCUAUCCUUGCCCGACGACUUCCAAGCCUGCUACCACGACCACGAAGCCGGCGACCUCGUGCCCUCCCGAGCCGACCAACAUCUGCACGCAACCCACUAACCAAAAGUACGGCUAUGGUCCGGGCAAGCCCGUCGGCGGCAUCCCCCUGCCCGUCGUAGGCUGCAACGACUGCAAGGACGAGUUCGACGAGAAGCCCUUCAAGUACUACACCGAAGCUGAGAGCCGCAACUGCCCCGGCUUCCCCUGGCCCCGGUGGCCCAGCGUGUGCUCCCAGGCCUGCGAGGAGCAGUACACGCAUUGCGUCGCCACCUACAACAAGGGCUGCGAGUCCCUAGGCUGGAGGGACAGCUGGCGCAAGCGAGCCGGCGAAUCUGACGAGGAGUUUGCCAAACGCUGGUCCGGGCCGGACAACGGAGGUUCCGGCACCUGCGCCGCCGCCGGCUCCGUCUCCACGGGAGCCUGGUCCGCAAGGGGCUCUGACAGCCUUCAAUGCUGGGGAUGGGGCGGCAACAAUCCCGCCUGGGCUCUUGAGCGUUGCAAGGCUCAGUACCAGGAUUGCCUGAGAGUUAACCAGUGGGUUGACCCCAAGGACAAGUGCAAGCGCUGGCCGGGCUGCUAA
Molecule: messenger RNA, 2001 nt
Organism: Metarhizium brunneum ARSEF 3297
Lineage: Eukaryota; Fungi; Ascomycota; Sordariomycetes; Hypocreales; Clavicipitaceae
Cellular component (GO): plasma membrane
Source: RefSeq, a predicted model, not a curated record